ACAGCCCUGUCUCAUUUAUAUCUAUUGGUGUCUGUGUGAUGCGAUGUUUCGUGCCUUUAAAAUCUGUCACGGUGGUAAUAAGCAAUUAUUAUGGAACCGUUUAGUGACGCGUCGGUGGUGUGUGUGCCCAAACCUGCGAUUUAAUAUGCACGUUGAAAUUACUGGAGCAGAUUAACGCUGCAGGGGAGAAACACGCGCGCACACACACGCGCGCGCGCGCACCUAUUAGGCAGAAAUGGGGCAAACCGGAGAAACGUAGCGUUGUGCGGAAAGCCUCAUUUGAUUGUGUGUGGCCACCUACAAUUUAUUGCAUUGUGUUGUUAUUUGCGCCUCUUUCCGCACAGCCUGAAUAUACGGGCACUUGGUUUACGGAGAAAUAGCGAGGUUUGUCGAGCUACGGACGGCGCUGGGGAUUGUAAGCAGCGAGCAGCCCUGCGGAGCGAAGAUCGACAAGUCGGACCAAUCGAUUGCACUAAUCGGCGGCGGCGUGUGGCACCGAUCUGAGGACCGGACAUGUCUUCUAAAGAAAGGCAGAAAGCCAAGCUGACCAAGGAGAGCGUUACCCUGUUGCCUUGCUUUUAUUUCGUAGAGCUGCCGAUACUGGCCUCCUCAAUUGUCAGUCUAUAUUUCCUGGAGCUCACAGAUGUCUUCAAACCCGUUCGCUCAGGCUUCAACUGCCAUGACAGGACACUCAGCAUGCCGUAUAUUGAACCCUCUCAGGAAAUCAUCCCCUUUCUCAUGUUGCUUAGCUUGGCAUUUGCUGGACCUGCAGCCAUGAUUAUGAUAGGUGAAGGUAUUCUUUACUGUUGUCUGACAAAAAGAAGAAAUGGAAUAGUAACCGAGGCGAACAUCAACGCUGGAGGCUGUAACUUCAACUCAUUCCUCCGACGUGCCGUCAGAUUUGUUGUGUGUAAGCCUAAUUAUACAUCGCUAAAUACCUCCUGUGAAGAAAAUCCAUACGUUGUGGAAGAUAUCUGCACAGGAUCUGAUCCUUCUAUCAUUAACGCUGGCAGGAAAUCCUUUCCAUCACAGCAUGCCACACUUGCAGCCUUUGCAGCUGUAUAUGUUUCAAUGUAUUUUAAUGCAACACUGACUGACUCUUCCAAACUCCUCAAGCCGCUCCUGGUCUUCACCUUUAUCAUAUGUGCAGUCAUCUCUGGUUUAACUCGUAUUAUCCAGUACAAGAAUCAUCCGAUAGAUGUUUACUGUGGAUUUAUGAUAGGAGGAGGAAUCGCUGUCUAUUUGGGUCUUUAUGCUGUAAGUAAUUUCCAGCCUAGUGAUGACGGUUUAUCCCACCAAACCUAUCACAGAGAACCUUUGAGGUCACUGACAGACCUCAGCCAGGAAAGCAGCAGACAGCUCCAAGGAAAAACUCCCAGUAGCAUUGAUGGAAUUUCCUCACACCAUUCUGAAAGUAUACUGAAUCGAAACCACAGGGAGUCCAGCUCCCUUACUAACCUGAAGAGAACAAGUGCUGACGUUGAGGUCAUUACCCCUCGCAGUCCAAUGGCAAAGGAGAACAUGGUGACCUUCAGUAAUACUCUGCCUCGUGUCCACACAUCAUCAAUGGAUGAGGCCGCGAGAAGGAAUGCAUCAAUUCACGCAUCAAUGGACUCGGCCCGAUCUAAACAACUCCUGUCACAGUGGAAAUCCAAGAAUGAAAGUCGGAAACUGUCCCUGCAGGUUAUGGAGACAGAGACAGGUCACUCACCACCGAAGUCCAUUGAGAUGCGAUCCAGCUCAGAGCCAGCAGGGGUAGGACUCAAUGGAGACCAACAAUCCCAACUCACUCAGUAUCUGAAGAUGCAAGCUGGUACUAUUCCAGGAAGCAACAACACCAGUAACAUGGGUGGUGGAGCACGAGUCUGCAUGCAGUCACGGCCUGGUUCUUCGCAGCUCGUCCACAUACCCGAGGAAACACAGGAGAACAUAAGUACCUCUCCAAAAGCCAGUUCGGCAAGAUCAAAGUGGCUGAAGGUAGCUGAGAAGAGUGGAGUUGGUAGGGCAAGCACCCAGCCAAGAAUUAUGCAAGUUAUUGCCAUGUCCAAGCAGCAAGGAAUGUUGCAGAGCAGUCCAAAGAGCACAGAUAGUAGUACAGUAAGCUGCACUGGAUCUAUAAGGUACAAAGCUUUAACCGACCAUGAGCCUACUAAUAUUGUAAGGGUGGAAGCUCACCCAGAGAACAACAGACCCCUGGUGCAUGUACCUUCAGGCAGUGAGGAAAGUGGUUCAUGGAAGUGGAAGGCCAGUGAGAAGAGUAGUCUCCGCCAAGCAUUUGAGUUAAAUGACCUCAACAGGGACUCUGAGAGCAGUGAUUCACUGAAAGAUAGCUUUGCCUCAUCCGACAGAAAGAAAACCAAUCCAGACAUUGGCGAGCACCAUCACCAUGGAAUCACCACCAUUAGGGUAACACCAGUGGAAGGAGGCGAAGCUACCUCUGAGACGCACUCCGUGUCCUCCAGUCGGGACUCAACCCUCAGGCGGAAAGCUAACAUCAUUUUAAUACCCGAAAGAGGAAACAGCCCGGAAAACACAAGGAACAUCUUCUACAAGGGAACAUCACCCACUAGAGCGUAUAAAGAGUGAAUAUUUACCCCAGAAGCCUGCUGAAAGACAAUCCUUUCAAGAGAGUUAAAGAAUAUCUCUACUUUCUAAUAACAAAUACAGCCAUUUUAAUGUGCCAUUCAGCUGUAAAAUGAAUUAAAAUGUUGCCAAUAGUUAAACAUCUUUGCAUGAAUAAGAUAUUUUUACAUCCUAAUCAAAAGCACAUGGGCAUAGCCUGAGCCUUGUGGAUAAAAAGUACUUGCUAUGUUGCUAUUUCAAUGAACUGUGAAUGCAUUUUCUCCCAUAUUGAACACCAUUCAUAUAUUGAUCAAAUGAUAAAUUUUCAGUUAGCUUUUGCUGUAUAGCCAUAGUCUGUAAUGAACAAUUUAGAAUUUCUUUCCUGACUACUGCUCUAGAUGGAACUUGCAUAUCUAACAGUUAAUAUGAAUUUUGCCACUUUUUAUGUGUUAAAAUGUUACUGAGGUUUCAAUGAUUAAUUGGUUGACAGUAAAUGACACUUUUAAUUCCAGAAGUAUCUUCAAAGGGAUCACAUAGAUAAUAAAACCAUGUAGCCUUUAUGGAAAUUACACACAAAGUGUAUCUGAAUACAUCCACAUAUACACCACAUAUAAUACAAAUAAUAGAUUUUUCUCACGGAAUGUAAAGUGGACAGUAAUUGAUAACUGACAAUGAUUUAUAUCAUAGAUUUUUUAUACUUAUUGUAGCCUUAGCAUAUUGAUAUAUGCCUUUGAAGAAAAUGUUUUUUAAGUGAUUAAAGACUGCAUCCUUUUUUGUAAGCUUACAUAGCUAGUACUUCAAAACUAUUAAGAUAUAUAUAAAAUAUGCCUUUAAUCAUGUGGUGCAGGCUUUGUACCAAUGUCUUUUUACAUUAACUAAUGAAUGGAAGUGUCCAAUACAACCGUGUUUUACAAUCUUUUCCUCCCUCAAGUGGUGUAUAAACCUGUACAAUCCUACUGAUUUGCUACAGGAAGGUGUUUUGUUAUUUAUUACUAGAUCCAUAUGGAUAGAAAGAUGUGCAGCUUUUAUUAGGUAUUUGUUGUUUUGGAUACAGCUUAAAUAUAGGAACUCAACAAUCUUUCAAGCAGAAGCUCAAAUAUUAUGAUAUCAACAUUGUUCUUUAGUAUCUUUGUUAAACUUUUGUUAGAAUAAUGACUUUUAAGGAAUCAUCAUGUUUCAAAGAGCCCUUGGCUUGAAUGAUUCCAGUGGAUGAAGUGAAAACGUUCUUCUUAUUGCAUAAUGAUAUAGUUAUGUUUUAUUACAAUUGUUAUUUACAAUGGAAGUGUACUGUUCCUGGUACUGUACAAGUGGCUGUAACACUUUGGAUAAUGGGGAAAAUAUCCAAGCAACUGCAUGUAUUUUUAAUUAAAGUAUCACCUGUAAAAAAACGAAACUUUAUUUUCAUUGCAACCGGUACAUUAAAUAUUUAUUAUGGAAUUAUUUAACAAAUCAUUGUAUAGAAUCACUAGUUGGUACAGACUGUGAUACCUUGUGGAAGGUUGUUACUUGCCCAGUAAAAUUAUAUUUAAGUGGUUUGUAUGUUAAAAAGAAAACCAUUUAACCAAGGUAUGCACAGAUGUAUAGUUGCCUGUGUGCUUAAAAUGUUCUGUUAACUAUUUUUUCAUAAAGUGUUUUAAAAGUGGGCACUAGCUCAGUAAGUGAACAUAAGACAUAACUUUGUGCAAGUUCCUAAGUUGUGCUAUACAAGAGUCUUGUGGAAACAGGCCAAGGUCGGGGCUGAUUUCUCUUAAAAGUAAAUCAGUGGCACUAUUAUCUUGUGUGAGAUUUCAGCCACACUUAAGCAACAUACUUCUUGUAAGUUAAUUUACAGAAUAAAUGUUUCUUAAUUGA
Messenger RNA from Mobula hypostoma (lesser devil ray), 4413 nucleotides. RefSeq names its product phospholipid phosphatase-related protein type 4-like. Gene Ontology annotation, cellular component: plasma membrane. The record is from RefSeq and is a predicted model, not a curated record. The transcript has 7 exons. Gene Ontology annotation, biological process: signal transduction; phospholipid dephosphorylation; phospholipid metabolic process. NCBI's taxonomy places the organism in Eukaryota, Metazoa, Chordata, Chondrichthyes, Myliobatiformes, Myliobatidae. Gene Ontology annotation, molecular function: phosphatidate phosphatase activity. Bases 514 to 2586 code for a protein of 690 amino acids.